UCAUCCAGCAACGUCAGGUCUAUCGUAUGGCCAACUCCACCCAGCUCAAUGGCACCAUGACUGCACAAGACAAUAAGACCACAUCAGCCAUAAGGACAAGUGUUCUAGUAGUGAUGCUCUCCUUGUUCUGCAUCUUCUUGUACUUCAUGAGUGUUAUACUGAAUGCCUUCUUCACUGUUCCUCAUGUCCGGGAGAACCCUCGCUAUAUUCUCUUCAUCCACAUGCUUGUCAAUGAUCUGGUAUAUCUAGCUGUUUCCUUUCUUCUCUUUACCUUUGUUGUGUACCUUGUAUACAUGCCUGUACCAAUCCGCUACACAAUUCUCACCUUCUCCACAUGCGCGUUUAGGAUUACACCUUACAAUUUGGCGGCCAUGUCUUUGGAACGCUACGCAGCCAUUUGCCAUCCAUUAAGACAUGCGGAAUUGUACACUGCACAGAGAUCUAGUUCUGCUAUCGCCAUCAUGUGGACAGUGGGGCUCAUUCCACAGAUUGCAGAUUUUAUUGUUUUUUGUUUUUCUGUGGAGAAACGCGUCUUCUCACUCAGUAUCAUCUGCAACUGGCCAAAAUUAACAGUGAAUGAGGUACAGGUAGUAUUAAAAAUAGUAUCUACUGUACUUAGCUUUACCACUGUUGGGCUGAUAAUCGUCUACACGUACAUCCAAGUUAUGCUGGUGGCUCGGAGGAUUGUUUCUGGGAAAUCUGCUUCUAAGGCUGGAAAAACUGUCCUGCUCCACGCGUUUCAGCUCAUGUUGUGCAUGUUGUCUUUCACUUCCUCGUAUACUGACAAAUAUUUGACACCAUAUUUUUACUUCACGCCAUUAAUGAACUUCAUACUGCUUAUGUGUAUUCCCAGAUUUAUAAAUCCACUAAUUUAUGGAGUUAGGGAUGAGGUUCUUGGUAAACAUAUGAGAAAAGUGCACGCAUCGUGGAGGUCCCGAUCUGAGACAAAGUAAAUUUAGGAAGACAUCUUACUGUAUA
This is a messenger RNA of Pseudophryne corroboree (corroboree frog), 978 nucleotides long. Its product is annotated as odorant receptor 131-2-like. The record is from RefSeq and is a predicted model, not a curated record. NCBI's taxonomy places the organism in Eukaryota, Metazoa, Chordata, Amphibia, Anura, Myobatrachidae. The transcript has a single exon. The coding region runs from base 27 to 953 and encodes 308 amino acids. Gene Ontology annotation, cellular component: membrane. Gene Ontology annotation, molecular function: G protein-coupled receptor activity; odorant binding; olfactory receptor activity. Gene Ontology annotation, biological process: detection of chemical stimulus involved in sensory perception of smell; G protein-coupled receptor signaling pathway.